CAGUCUGCUUUUCCCAGAAUUACUUUCAAUUUCCUUGCGACUUGAAUUUUGUAAGAUGGUUGUGCUUAUAUUUGAAAUUAUGAGAAAAAAAGAAGUGGAAAAGAGAAGCAUAAUUGCGAUAAGAAGGAAUGUUGGUGGCAUAUAUGAUCUUUGGCUUCAAGGAUUGUUUCGAUUGUUAAAGUGAAAGAUCAGUACCAAGGCCUAAAGGUUGUUCACGUCUAGUUAUAAACCACUUUAAUGUCCACGCACCACCUGUUUGAUUCAAUGCUCAAUUAAAGUAUAUGACUCUCGUAUUUUACUUCUGGAGGGCGGUGUAGUGUUGGACCUAAAGACAAUGUAGGGCUGUUGAACAACUUGAAUCAUGGUGCAUUGUAUUCUUCUUGGGUCGGGAUGGACAGGCAAAGGGAACAAUUUCAAUCAUCAUGACAGUAAUCUUUUUUUGGGGCGGUCUACAAGGGAGACGAAUGCAUUCGUCAGACAUCACAAGUUGUCCGAGUAAUAGGAUAACAUGCCUACUUAAUCAGCCAUCCAUUCUGACUCCCGACAUUGACCGAAAAGAAAGUAGGCCUUUGGUUAAAAUGUGUGGAGUUACAUCACCUAGAGAUGCUGCUCUGGCAUCAGAAGCUGGUGCUGAUUUUGUUGGAAUGAUUCUCUGGCCUAACUCAAAACGUUCUAUUUCACUUCCUGUUGCCAAGGAAAUAUCAAAAGUUGCACGGGAGAAUGGAGCAGAGCCUGUUGGAGUAUUUGUAGAUGAUAAUGCGGACACUAUAUUAAGAGUUUCUGAAGCCACAGACCUUGAAUUUGUGCAGCUGCAUGGAAAUGGUUCCCGUGCUGCUUUUCCAGUUGUCGUGAGAGAGAACCGGGUGAUUUUUGUCCUUCAUGCUAAUGAAGAUGGAAGCCUAUUGAACUCCAUUUCUGAUGAAGAAUGUUCUCUAGUUGACUUGAUUCUUGUUGAUAGUGCUAAAGGAGGAAGCGGCAAGGGAUUUGAUUGGUCCAAGUUUGAACUGCCACCGAUUAGAAGCAAAUAUGGGUGGCUCCUAGCUGGGGGAAUUAAUCCCGAGAACGUGUCUGAGGCUCUUUCUGCUCUAAGACCUCAUGGAGUUGAUGUUAGUAGUGGUAUUUGUGGUCCUGAUGGUAUUCAGAAGGACGAGUCACUGAUAUUGUCCUUUAUGAAUGCAGUCCGUUCUGCAAAUGUUUUAAUGGAGGAGUAAACUGUCUUAAUUUCGAGUUUGUUGAAUUUUCUUGUGUAAUUAAACCAUCGCUUUGAAGUCCAAUCAUUUUGAUGAGAUAUUCAUCACAAGUUUGGUGUACAUAUUGCCCGUUGUACAAAGAUCGAAAUACUCUGUCUCUGUUAUGAAUUUCCUAGGGCUGUGAUCGAGUGGGACACAGCAUUCAACCUUUUACGACA
Molecule: messenger RNA, 1408 nt
Organism: Coffea arabica (coffee)
Lineage: Eukaryota; Viridiplantae; Streptophyta; Magnoliopsida; Gentianales; Rubiaceae
Source: RefSeq, a predicted model, not a curated record